Messenger RNA from Diorhabda sublineata, 5634 nucleotides. Its product is annotated as zinc finger protein 430-like. The record is from RefSeq and is a predicted model, not a curated record. The coding region runs from base 162 to 977 and encodes 271 amino acids. Gene Ontology annotation, cellular component: nucleus. The transcript has 5 exons. NCBI's taxonomy places the organism in Eukaryota, Metazoa, Arthropoda, Insecta, Coleoptera, Chrysomelidae. Gene Ontology annotation, molecular function: RNA polymerase II cis-regulatory region sequence-specific DNA binding; DNA-binding transcription factor activity, RNA polymerase II-specific. Gene Ontology annotation, biological process: regulation of transcription by RNA polymerase II.
AGAAUUUUUACCUAGGGUUUCGUAUUUAAAGGGUUUAUUUUUAAUCGAAGAUAUAUUUUUAAUGUCUUGAAGCGUUUUAUUUAUUUUCGAGAUCAUUUCUCAAGAUAUGAAAACAAAAAAAAACUAGAAAUUAGAAAAAGUAAAUCCCUUUUUAGGAUAUAAUGAACAUGGACAUUAGAGAUGAUGAUGAUUUUCAAGCAUCUCUUGAGCCUAUGGUUAUUAUAAAUGAUGAAGAAAGUUUAAAUGAGAAUUGCAAAGAUAAUUUAUCUGGUCACAAUAAUACUGAUAAUCAUGAAAUAAUUAAUUAUAUUGGUCCAGAAAUAUCAAUUAUACCAGUUAGAAAAAGACAGCAAUUCAAAAUAAAACUUUUUGCUCGCGAAUAUUCACCGUCUAGAGAUGAUACCAGUGAUAAAGUUCAAAGUAUAACAAGAAAUACUCGCGAAAAAGUUCGAUUAGUAACAAAAGAUGAAGCACAAAAUGCAACUGAAACAUACACCAAAAGAAAAUCUAGUCCUUUGGAAAAAUGUCCAAUAUGUAAGAAAUAUUUCAGAAGAAUGAAAACCCACCUUUUAAAACAUGAGAUAUUAAAUAAAGCCCCAGAGGAAAGAUUAUUUUGCACUUUGUGUCAUAAAGUAUUUAAUACUCAAAGUAAUCUUCUGAUACAUAUGAGAAGUCACAGUGGGGAUAGACCUCAUAUUUGUGAAGUUUGUAAUAAAUCAUUUUCACAAAGCUGCAACUUGGUUAAUCAUAUGAGAGUGCAUACAGGAGAAAAACCUUUUAAAUGUCCCCAUUGUGAUAGAGCGUUUACCCAAUCAGGUAAUCUUAAUAAUCAUAUUAGAUUGCAUACCGAUGAAAAACCUUUCAAAUGUCAUUUUUGUGACAAGGCUUUCGUUCAAUCAGGAAAUCUCAGUUCUCAUAUUAGGAAUAAUCAUAAAUUUGACAAUAUGCCAUUUCAAUCUUUGGCAAGUGUAAUGUAGUUAUUUCUAUACCUAAUUUUCUCUUUAUUUUGUACAAGAAGGGUGAUACUAAAAAAAUUUAUAACAUACCUUUAUGAUCUCUUUAGUAUUUAUGACAAAUUAGAUUAAUGGCACAUGUAUUCUGCAAUAAUCUUGUUCUAUAAUUGAUUUAACUUUUUUGGAUUUUAUUUCACCUUAAAAUUAUUAAUAUAAUAGUUUUUUCAUUGAAUACUUUGUUUUUGAAUCAUCAGUUUUCUGCUUUAUCAAAAAUAUUAUUUCAAUUUUUACACAUAUAAACUGUGGAAAUUCAACUAAAGCAUAUCAAUGCACAGAUUGCUUCCAGUGAUUGUAAAUCUCCCAUCUCUUCAUAUAGUAUUGGAAAGAGAGGUGGCAAAAACUACACUCAAAAUGAUUAGAGAAGGAAUCAACAAGGAAAAACCGUCCUCAAAAAAUUACCACCCAAUCUGGGACAUGGCUUAGAACAAAAUACUAAAAUAGUUUAGCUUUGAGAAAAUAUUUACCUCAAUACUAAGCUGUAGAAGCAAAUGGAAUCAAAGCACCAUAUGAGAAAUAAACAGAAUUGCCAUUAAAUGGUAUAUGGAUGGUUCCAAAACAGCAGAGAGAACUGGAAUAGAAAUGUAAGGGCCUACAACCUAACACUCUGAAAGCCUCAGCAACGCCCCAAUCAGUUUAUAAGUAAAAAUAUAUGCAAAUGAAAAAUGUCUCUAGAAUAAUCAAGAAAGGAUUUAUCUCAAACAGAUCAUGAUCCUCUCUGAUGACCAAGCAUCCAACUGGCUUGGGAAGUAUGGAUAGUGGAUAUUGGAUAGUAUGUGAAAAAUUUUUUUUCAGUCAUGUUCGUUUUAUUUAAUGUAUUAGAAUCACUCUUCUUGUCAUUGAUUUUGCAUAUCAGUUUUAGACUGUGUCUCUGCAUAGUGGAGACUAAUAAAGAUAUGCUGAAAUAAGCCUUAAUAUUUUAUUAUAUAAUAGAUAUACAAUAAAUUAAUCUGUAUAUUGGUCCAAAAUAUAAUUUGAUAUUAAAUAGAAAAAAACAAGCCAUAUAAUUAACUUAUUACCGUUUAUGUAUUAACAGAGGUGUAGCCACAGAACAUACCCUAAGAAGAAAUGCAAACUUAGUUGUUAUUCAGUGGGAACAACAUUUUUAUUACAUUAGUGUCGCGAUUGGUAGGUUGAAAAACUAAAUUUGUGUUGCCAAGAUUUACAUACAAAUUGACUUUCUUUUUGGUAUGUUCUGUGGGUGUAGCUUUUAUUAAUGUGGAGAGGUCUUGUUUCUUUCAUUUCCAAAAUAGCAGUCUGAAGGUAGUUACAAAGGUUAAAGAAGAGCUUCUUGAGAUAAAAGUCAUCAAAUCUGUUAGAUACAUAUGGUAAGUUUUAGGGACCUCGCUUAACUACGUCACUGGUAUAAUAUUUAUAAUUUUUGGUAUUGAAUAUAAUUCAUUUUUGAUUUUAUACGAAUUUAUUUUGUUAUCAUGUAAAUUGUGUGCCAUAUACUAUUGAUCUCUCCUAGUUAGUUAUUUAAUGUUAAGGAUAUCGAUGAAAUACUAUAGAUAUUUUUUAAAUAAAAUUAAAACAAUAAUUAUUCUUAGAAUAAGCAGAUGUAAGUUCCAAUUUCGAAAAUCAUUUUAGUUUUGAAUAGAAUUCAAAAUAUAAAUGUUUUCAUUAGCCUUCCCUGUUACAAUUCAGGACCAGAAGUAACAAAGUGUCACAAUUAUUAACUCAUUAGCCCCCUUUUCAUUUUUAUAUUUACUGGUCUAAAUUAGUUAAGAUUAAUAAUAAAAAUAAUUAUUAACAAAAAUAAAUUUAUUCAAAACAAUUAGCCCCCUUUUUCUUAUAUUUAUCGGUCUAAAUUAGUUGAGAUUAAUAAUAAAAAUAAUUAGUAACAAAAAUUAAUCUUUCGAACCCAUUAGUCCCCUUUUUAUCUUUAUAUUUACUGGUCUCAUUGUAUUUGGAGUGUUGGCAAUUUUUCUGUUUGAUAGGAUAUAGUCGAUAGUACACUGAACUUGUCUCUAAAAAUAUCUUAUUUUGUGAAAAAUUGGUACUAAGCCCCUUUGGUACUUCUGCUCCUUAAUUAUAAAAUUUACUUCUUCAUCUCUAGAAUUUUUAUGACAUUUCUAGCGUCAGGGUAUUGGGGUUUUAGUAUUCACUCUCCUUUUAUCCAAUUUUUUUACUUUCAUUUCUUGUAUUAUAUUUCUCUUUCUCCCUCUUUCCUAUGCUACAUGUUCUAGACUGUUUUCCUGGGCCUUAAUUUCCUUUAUUUAAAAGUUAUAUUCUUUUAAAUUUAAUCCCUCACAGUUCAUCUGCUAUUAGUAUAAAAAUGAAUAAGAAAAUAAAAAAUUGAAACCCAAAUGAAAAUAACUUUUAUCAAAAUAAUGAUUUUUGACUGAUUUGAUAUCUGUAAGAACUAAUUUUUAAAAGUUUUAAAAAGACUACUUCGAAUAUCUAUUAUUAUUUUAAUGAUAUCAUAUAUUGUCAUUUUUUUUCACUAUUCAUUUAACUUUUUUUCUAUAUUUUUAUACAGGUUAUAGCCUAUGUUAUCUAAUUUGAUUUUUAUGACCAACAUUUCUUUAUCAAUUACUUUAUCGUUAAUUUUAUUUAAAAAAAAAUAUCAAAUAUUUGAAUUUCGUACUCAAAAAAUCUAAAGCUGAUACAUAUGUUACCCUGCUCUGUAUAAAAAAUACGAAGUAUGGCUAUUAAAUAACGAGACUGGUUACGAAAAAGGGUUUUAUUAUAAAAAUUAUUCUUCAUUCGAAUGCUCCCCUUCAAUAUACUACCCUCCCCUCGCCACACACCUUUCCAUACGUUUUUUCCAUUGAUCGAAGCAGUGCUGGAAGUCUUCUUUGGUGAAGGCCUUUAUGGGCUCUGCCGUUUUUUGCUUUACCGCUUCCAUAGACUCAAAUCGGGUACCUUUCAAAGCAGAUUUUUUCUUCGGAAACAAAAAAGUCACCAACUGAUUGUUUUUCUAAAGGGAUUUAUCUUGGAAAGUAUCGUAAUUUUCUGUUCUGUUUAUCUAAAAGCACAUACAACUUUUAUCUUGAAAUAUUUAUUAGUUCAUGCCAAGUACCAGUUCCUAAUGGAUUAAAAAGAAAUUAAAAAUAAAAGAAUUCUUGAUGAUCUGACCACAAAACUGGAAUUAUUACGAUGGUUCUGGUUAAAAUUUUUUAGCAAUGAUUGGAAUAUAUAUAAAUAAAACAUAGUAGAACGAUUUGUUUGUUGAAUUCAUCCAAGUUUAUCUUAUGUUUCCAAAUCUUAUUUCUUUCAAUAUUUUCAUAUAUGAAUUAUACAAAUAAUAAUAAACUGAUUAUUAGGUUCCCUGAUAUAUACUUUGUUGAGACGCACUGUAUCAAACGUGUAUAUUAUGCUAGUCAUACCUGAAUACUAGGGUGGGUUAAAGAAAAAAUUACCUUUUUUUUUAACAAGUGACAGGGAACAAUGGGUUGCACCUUGAAAAAAUUCCACCAAAUAUGAGCUCCUAAUUUUAGUAGGAAGAUUCUCGGCAUCGCAAUUUUUUAUUUUCUUAGUCCAAUUGAAAGACAAAUGUUUUUGAAGAAUUUUGUGGGCAGUUUAAUGCAAUACAAUCAUCUAAGACGUCACCUUCACACCAUGGGCAUCACGGAUGAUCCGGAGUGCCGCUGGUGCAUGGAGGAGGACGAAACGGUUUAAACACCUGGGCAAACCCCACAACCUGCCUAAUUACAUCAAAGGGUUCAAGCCAAAGCGCCUGAUCGGUUUCCCAAAGGACAUUGGACUUAGUGGUGACUCAAGUGGGGCUCGAAGGGCCUAUGUGCUCAAUGGUUUCACGGCCGUCCACACCUACGAAUUAUGAACUAUGAAUGCAAUACAAAAAAGUUUUUCAGUGAAUCUCGCCAUUUUAAUGGUUUUGAAGAUGUAAAUUUGAUUAUACUAAGACCAAUUUCAUUUUUGCUCAGGAAUUUUAUACCUCUUCAAUAAAUGAAAUUAAUUGCUUUAUCAAAAUUGUAUUUUAUGUUUUGGCGAUAAAAUUAAGGGAUCAAAAGAUUUUAAGAAUUUAUUUUCUGAUAUUAUUUCUUGAAAAAUAAACAAAAAAAUAAAUACUUUUUAAAAAAUACAAAUACCCUAUUGAAAUUUUUCGAUUAUUUGAUCAAAAACUCGUAAAACAGUACACAUGACACAAGUUUGAUUAUUAAUAUCUUUUGAAGAUUUAAUUUAAUCGCUUGAAAAAAUUUUUGACUUUAUAAAUUCAUAAACAAAAAUGUCUUAAUCUUGUCUUAAUAAAACCUAAUCAUGAAUAUCAUUCAAAUGGUUAGGCUCACGGAAAAAAAAAAAGAUAACUUUUUUGGAGUUCGUUAAAUUUCUUAUGAAACUAUUUAAAAACAUUUUUCUUUUUAAUUAAUUUUAUUUUAUUUAAUUAAUGAUGAGUUAUGAAUUUUUUCCCAUUUCAUAUUUGGCGAAAAUUUUUUUAAGGUGUCUAGCUAUUUUUCCGUGUCACUUUUUGAAAAAAGAUAUUGAAUUUUCCUGACCCACCCUACUGAAUACCGAUUAUAUAAAGAAUGUUCCUUGAGUGUGAAUUGUAUAUAUAGUGAAAAAAUAAAUAAUAUAAUUUAUAAAGUGAUUCAUAUUGUACUUUUGCAUGAUCAAGUAAUGUAGUUUUAUAUCUAUAAUUAAUAAAAUUUUGCUUAAGGUG